Rhizoctonia solani is the source of this 5988-nucleotide messenger RNA. RefSeq names its product ER membrane protein SH3. Gene Ontology annotation, molecular function: phosphatidylinositol binding. The record is from RefSeq and is a predicted model, not a curated record. The transcript is spliced from 17 exons. Gene Ontology annotation, biological process: signal transduction; regulation of GTPase activity. Lineage: Eukaryota; Fungi; Basidiomycota; Agaricomycetes; Cantharellales; Ceratobasidiaceae. Bases 1 to 5988 code for a protein of 1995 amino acids. Gene Ontology annotation, cellular component: cytoplasm.
AUGUCAUUCGAAGACGAAUCUGAUUGGUCUGACUCUGAUGACGGGUCGCAGCAGCAGACCAGUGUGCUGCUGGGUAUUCCUGAUGGAGAGAUCAAAGAUCCAAAAGAUACGAGGGAUCCAAAUGUAUCGCGUCUCGGCGGGAAGCCCGUGCGUCCGUCUACUGUCCGAUCAGCUAGUACGUACUCACUCCUUUCUUAUAUACGUAUUAUUUCUCGCAUGUACCCUACGAUUGCCGAAUACCAUCUUGCAUUUUUCAUUCUCGUCUAUUCUGGGACCGACACAACAACAAAACAAAAAGUGCUUCAUCCCAGGCACAUCUCGCCCACCGGUUUCGUCCUCGCUUUGCAAAAACAGCCCUAUGGAUCGAGUGUUGUACGUCUUUGGAUGCGCGAGUCCAGGGUGCCAGAGACGACCAGGCAGGCAAGUUCCAUUCACCUUCCCUGCCCUUGCGCCCCUCGCCUCCGCCCCCUGUUUUUACAAAUUCAUAUAACCACCCCGAACAGUAUACGCGCAUUCCGUCAACUAAGAUUCAACGACAAGUACGCCGCCAAGCUCCAAAAACGAAAAGAAAGGGCGCAGCGAGAAAAGGAAAGAGAAGAAGCCAAAAUUGCAGCAUCUGCAUCAGGACUGAAUACUAACACUUUAUCUAACCCUUUCUCGAGGAAGGAGAGGAAGAUGAAGGAAGGGAAAGGAGCAAGAGAAGGAGAAGAGGAUGAUCUGGCCAGCGGCGGGAGUGAAGAUGAUUACGAGUAUGAAGACGAACCGGAAGUCGAUGCGUUGGCAGACAAAUUCACGCAUGCGACUAUUACCGAACCAUCCCCUGCGCCUACCGAAAAUGAAUGGGUCGCUCAUCCGUUUUACCCGCCUAUCUACUUGAACACCGUAUUCGAAUACAUCACUCCUCCCAAACCUACCGCCACCAGCCAGAAACAAGCUGGUGAAGGGGGGAAAGGAGCGGAAAUGUGGGAUUUGGAGCAAUACGAGCGGUCUUCGGAUGAAGAUCCAGUUUUCCAAAGGUUCGCGCAGAGGAUAAGCGAGCAAGGUACUCAAUGUAUUCGUUAUGAACUCGGGGGAACGCCCUUGCCGUUUCAUACGGAUGAUGUAUACAAGAAAUUGUUCCCGCCGGCUCCAAUCGCCCCAGGUACUCAGGUCCCGGUAGCCGGCCCUCAACCGGUGUCAAAACCGACAUACGACCCCAAGGCCAUUCCCAUAUGCGAACAUUGCAAAAGUCGACGAAUAUUUGAAUGCCAACUAAUGCCAAACGUGCUAAACCUACUGAAGAAACCUUCUCCAAAGGCGAAACAAAGUGCAACAGAGGCGGAAGAGGCACGGAAAAAAUUAGUGGCUGCUGCGUUGGGGGGCAAGGAGGGGUUGGAAUGGAGUGGGGAACAUGUAUGGUGUUUGCGUGCGAGAAGGAUUGUUGUGAUGGGCGGGAAACUUGGCGAGAGGAAGAGGUAUGGGUUCAAUGGGAGCGGGGCAGAUAGGACGCCGCCCCCUUGCAAUCGGAGCUUCGACCAGCUUUCCUCGCGACCAGGAAGUCGGGGUCCAGCACAACCCUUGCCGCCUAUAGCUGACUGGGUAGUGCAGAGCAGAAUGGCCACGACCAAAGCCGAGCGCCGGAGGACGGUGAUGAAUACGACGACGUUUGACCCUUCUCUCCUCGAGCAGCCGCCGGCACCACCCCCAGCUAGUGCGAAUCCAAGUGGGAAUGCCAAUGGCAAUGCGAAUGCCCCCACACAUCCCUCGGCCAGUGCAAACACAUCCAAACCAUCCUCUCGCUCCUCCACCCAGCGCCAGGUAUCCGGAGGUCCUGCCCAUUCCCAGAAAACACUCGAGCAGAUACUCGCCAAUGCAAGCCCCCCGGGAGAUAUGCAAAAUGCGCUGACUCAGCUCCUCGACGAGCGCAACGCCGUCGUACAGCAAAACACACAGCUCUGGCGUAUUAUCGAGAAGCAAAAGGCGAGUCUUGCUGCUGCCACCAAGGACCUCGACCGCAUACGCGCCGAAAGGGAAAAGUACAGGCGCUUGUUUGAAGAGACGAGUGGGAGCGGGAGUGAAGGUCGUUCAAAGACCAUGUCCAAGAGCAGAGGUCCUAUGGCUCGCCAUCAGAGCGACGACGUUGUUCAUCAAGUCCCUUCCCGUUCUCAUGGUUCUCGCUCAGACCUCAACAGCUACGACGAACCCGUGUUUGUGUCCGACGACCGCGAUACGACUUUGACUCCUUCCACCCGUCCACCCGUACGCUCAGAGUCCCUUCCUACGUCGACUGCACCAUCCAAACUAUCGAUGACCUCGGCAGCUGAACCUACCCCGCCACCCGCUGCUUCCUCUUCGCUCGAACCCCCUAUAGAACCCACGUCUCGUGCAGCCAAACGUGAAUCCAGAAUCGACUUUCCUGACCAGACAAGGCAAUACAUCGCCAAUAUGCAAUCUCAGAACCAGAACCAGAAUCAAGACCCUCCUUCUGACCCUGCCUCUUCUACCUACUUUGCUCCUCCUCCCCUGCCAAAUGUAGCAUCCGUAUCACCCAUGAACUUUGAUGGCGCGUUUGCCCAACAUAUGGUUCAUUCUCAGUCUCGGCCUCAGGACGCUACCAAGACACCCACCCAAAGCAGUGUCACAGGGUUCGUACCACCCCCGCCACCACCCCCCUUGCCAAGUCGUGUCCCAGCCGAGUCGGACGAGGAGUUUAGUGCAGACGGACAUAGCUCGACGGUUUACUCUCCGGCAGAGUCCAAUUCGAAGCAAGCCUUGCCCACGAUCAUUCGAAACGCCCCGUCUAUCCCACAAUUGAACAAGCGCGUGAACACGACGUCCAUUCAGACUGCGUCUUUGCAAUCGUCUAUACAGGAAGACACCGCGUCGUUUGAUAGCAGUCCGAUAGCUACAUCACCCACAACUUCGACCAUGUCUACUCCCCCUCCCCCAAAGAUGCAGCGCACAGAUUCUCAGCAAACGACUACGACUACCAGCCCGCCGCGAUUAACUCCGUUCGACAUGGGCACGGCUAUCAUCACCGUCCCGUUAUCUCACAUACGCGCCAACGAUCGUGGCAAAGAGGUGCUCAGCUUCGUGAUUGAAAUCGCACUGGAUCCGAUGAGCGAACGCGAAGGUUGGAAAAUUGAGAAACUUUAUUCGGACGUGCUCGCACUGGACGUCAAGGUUCGCCAAACCUUGAGCAGGAGCGCUUUAAAAAAGAUCGCUCCCUUGCCCGAUGCUAAGCUGUUCAAGGACAACGCGCCCGCCAAGGUUGAUCAGCGCAAGAUGAUGCUCCAAGCAUACUUGUCGAGUGUCCUCUCUGCCCCAUGGAAAAAUCCGGCAGAUGUCACGCCGUUCUUCACUUCGGAUGUUAUCCUGCAUGCCCGUGCCCCCGUUUCCCACCCAGGGUACAAGGAGGGGUACCUUACCAAACGAGGCAAGAACUUUGGAGGGUGGAAGACGAGGUACUUUGUGCUCCAGAGCCCGGUGCUGGAAUACUACGAAAGUCGUGGGGGAGCACAUUUGGGUUCUAUUCCCCUUGUGGGUUCUCAGAUAGGUCGUCAGCAACGGCACAAUACGCGCGACAACGACGACGAAAACGCCUAUCGUCAUGCUUUCCUCAUUAUUGAAGGCAAGCGCGGACCUUCGGGUGCGCUCAAUCGACAUGUCUUGUGUGCCGAGAGCGACGAAGAGCGGGAUGCGUGGGUGGAAGUGUUGGUUCGCUAUGUCGUGGGAGAGUAUGAUGCUGGCUCCACACAAGCGCAAGCACAAGGACAGCUGGGGAACCGAUCGUCCCAGUCCCAAUCCCGAGCGUCGACGAGUUCGUUCCAGGAACAACAGCAGCCACGAAGAACGCGUGCCAUGUCCAAAGACGAGAUCCUCAAGGGCAACGCCUUGCCCAUAUCUCAACUCGCCCAGGAUGCGUCGAAUGCCAAGUUGUUCCAGGCCCCGCCUCCGCCGCCCGAGCUCGGUCCGAAAGUAGGAGCCGCGCCGAUCCCGAUUGAGAAUAGGAACACGACGAGCACGGCCGAGCAAGAUGUCCCGCUGUCGAGUUCUCUGCCUUCGCAGCUGGACGUCGCGAUGGGCCAAUCUCAACAGCCUGGCCAACGGAGCAAUUCCGAGUUGGGGCAUUAUCCGGAUAUGGCGCCUCCCCCCGUACGAAAGAUGAAUAGAGCAUCGUACCAUCCGUCUGCGCAGCAGCAACAGCAACAGUACCAAGAGAGGGCACCUUCGCCCGACAAGGUUAGGAUUUCCGGACCGAUGAACGGUGCGCCGAUCCCGGCUGGACACCGCUUUGGGGACUCGUCGACUGGUGCUGGCGCAAGCAACGAGCGAGAACGUAAGGCCAAGAGCGGCAGGUUCUGGGGGUUCGGCAAGGCUGCGAGCGACAAGCCCCUGCCCGCACCCCAAAUCGCGGCCGCCAGCCGUGCAGUAUUUGGUAUCCCGCUCCAGGAAUCACUCGCGAUUUCCCAGAUCGCGAACUUACCUGCGAUUGUGUUUAGGUGUAUCGAGUACUUGGAGGCUAAGCGUGCCGAUCAGGAGGAAGGCAUAUAUAGGUUGAGCGGGAGCUCAGCAGUGAUUAAGAGUUUGAAGGACAAGUUUAAUGCUGAGGGUGAUGUGAACCUGUUGGAGAGCGAAGAGUACUGGGAUCCGCAUGCCGUUGCUGGUUUAUUAAAGUCUUAUCUCCGAGAACUCCCAUCGAGUAUCUUGACGCGGGAUCUGCACUUGAAUUUCUUGGCUGUGAUUGAUCUCGCAGACCCGCAAGAGCGCGUCUCGGAGCUCGCUUCACUCAUUUCUCAGCUCCCACUCGCCAACUACAGCCUCCUGCGAGCGCUGACCGCACACCUAAUCCUCAUCGUCCAAAACUCAAACGUGAACAAGAUGACGAUGCGAAACGUGGGCAUCGUGUUUAGUCCGACGUUGGGUAUCCCGGCAGGAGUGUUCAGCUUGAUGCUGAACGAGUUUAAUCGGGUGUUUAGCGUGGAAGCUGAAGGAGCGCCUGCACCUGUUGAAGAGGCAGGGUUGACUGUUCCCCCCGCUGCCGAAGCUACUUCGAGUACGCGUGGGAAGCGUGGUGCAACCGAUCCCAGUCGGCGGAACAGUCGAAGCUACAACGAGGCACAUGCGGAUAAGUUGUUGGGUCUUGCCGGUCGUUCCCUCAAAGUGGAUGAAGAAUCGGACGAUGAUGAAGGCGCUUUGGAAGAUAAUGACCAUGAAUCAGAGGAUGAAACAGACCAUUCGGGAAUGUUCACCACUUCACCGCCUCAAACACCCGCUGCUCCUGUUACUGGAGCUGCGCGCCUGGAGCCACCGGCCACAGACCCACAUAAGGGCCAUUCGGCCACGGUCGCUGCUUCACGUGGGUUACACAUUGCACCUCCGUCGAUUCAUCCACGGUCGGUGUCUGGACCGGGAUUGCCCCAGUCCCCAAGGCCCAUUAGGUCUCCGGCUGGUUCGGCUGGGUCACCUGCUACACCUCGUAUCCUGUUCAUUUGUUUUAAUGUAGACCACAAGGUGCUCUAUGCUGCGCCACUCACGGACAAGAUUGUCGACGAUGGAUUUGAGUUCUAUACUACAUUUUAUAAUGCACCAAGAGCUGUGAAGGGCUUAUUGCAUGCCAUGAUGGGGCUGGGUAUCUUGAGUCUUGUUGCGAAGCUCCAUAAAUGGGACGAGAGCGCAUUGUUCUUUGACGGAUCAAGUCUAGCUGCAUUUAUGUUUGGCAUUAUCCUCUAUGCGUCUGUCGUAAUCCCUGCUCUUCGUAUAAUUGUCAGCCCUCUCGAGACCGAUGGCCGUAAAGAACGCACCGAGUCCCUCCGAAUCCUUGCUGCUGCGAACACCCUUAUCGUUAUUUGCCUUGUUGGUGUUUUGGCCAUGCAGGGAGGACAAGAAUAUGCUCGACGAUAUGAGGAACGCGAGCUGCGCAGGGUGCAAGAACAAGAGCGCAAGGAGGCCGCGGCUGGUAAAGAUGGUGCUCCAGUUGCGUCUGCUGAAGAGAAGAAAAACCAGUAA